Molecule: messenger RNA, 1393 nt
Organism: Armigeres subalbatus
Lineage: Eukaryota; Metazoa; Arthropoda; Insecta; Diptera; Culicidae
Exons: 2
Coding region: 108-1268 (386 amino acids)
Biological process (GO): DNA integration
Molecular function (GO): nucleic acid binding
Source: RefSeq, a predicted model, not a curated record
UAUGUUUUGUUAACAAUGUGCUGAUAAGAGGAGACAGAGUCAUAAUACCUCAGAGUCUACAACAGCGUGUCUUGCAUCUCGCACACGAAGGUCAUCCUGGAAUUAGGAUGAUGAAGGGUCAUUUACGCGCAAAUGUCUGGUGGCCGAAAAUGGAUCAGCAUAUUGAACAGUUCGUCAAAAAUUGUCGUGGAUGCACAUUAGUAUCGGCACCUAACCCUCCAGAGCCGAUGAUUCGCAAGGAAUUUCCUUCGCGGCCAUGGGAGCAAAUAGCAGUUGAUUUUUUAGGUCCACUUCCGGAUGGUGAGAAUUUGUUUGUGUGUAUUGACUACUACAGCAGAUAUCUAGAAGUAGUUGAAAUGCAGGAAAUAACAUCUGCAUCAACAAUAGGUCAACUGUCGAUAAUGUUUUCACGGUAUGGAUUGCCUGUUUCAUUGCGCGCAGAUAACGGCCCACAAUUUUCCUCUGAAGAAUUCAACGCGUUCUGCAAAGAGCAAGGCAUUCGUCUGGAGAGCAGUAUUCCCUACUGGCCCCAGAUGAAUGGAGAAGUGGAACGGCAGAAUCGGUCUAUACUUAAACGUCUCCGAAUUUCUCAAGAGCUUGGACAUGAUUGGCGGAAAGAAUUGCGUCAGUAUAUUUUAACGUAUCACUCUACAGCGCACCCUACAACUGGAAAAUCUCCAGCGGAGUUGAUGUUCGGACGGCGUAUACGUACCAAACUGCCAUACAUCCCCUCCACUGUAAAUUGCUAUGAUGAGGACGUAAGAGACCAAGAUAGCAUUCAGAAAGAAAAAGGGAGGGUGUACGCAGAUUGUCGUCGAAAAGCAAAGCGUAGUAGUAUCGAGAUCGGCGACCACGUACUGGCAAAACGUCCGAAAAAAGAUAAUAAGCUAAGCUCUAAUUUCUCCCCGGAGGAGUUCGUCGUAAUGGAGAAGAGAGGAACGGACGUUACAAUUCGUUCAAAUUCUUCAGGAAAGCAAUUCAGAAGAAGUGCAGCUCAUCUGAAACGUAUACCAAAAAUUUCUGACACGAACGAUCACCGUAAUCGUGACGAGCCGGACCAUCCCGACACAGCCUAUCAGACGGGUGAAAACGGUCAUCCUGAUGGGAACGGUAUUUCUGAUGAGAACGAUUUCCUCGGCGGGAACAUAGAUGACAGCAGACAUGAAAACGCAACAGAAAAAGCCGGGCCAUCCGGGCCAUCUACAAGUGAGCGAUCCAAGAGAACCAGAGCCGAGUCGAGCCGACUCAAGGAUUAUAUAAUGUAUUAACAUCCUCACGCCAUUCAUACUCUUUUCAAAGAAAGACCAUGGAUAUCAAGACGGAAAACUGGGAGCACGGCUUCGCGAGGAGAGGGACUACAAGGACGUGAACGGUAUAGAGCGGUAGUGUCUAG